AUGGGGCAGCUGUUCACUGUGCAUUUCACUGCUGACAAGAAGGCUGCUGCCAAUAGCCUGUGAAGCAAGGUUAGUGAGAAGGCUGGAGGUGAGACUCUGGGCAGUCUCCUGGUUGUCUACCCAUGGACCCAGAGGCACUUUGGAAGUUUUGGCUAUCUGGGCUCUGACUGUGCAAUAAUGGGCAACCCUAAAGUCAAGGCACAUGGCAAGAAGGUGCUGAUCUUCGGAAAAGCUGUUAUGCUCAUGGAUGACCUCAAAGGCACCUUUGCUACACUGAGUGACCUGCACUGUAACAAGCUGCACGUGGACCCUGAGAACUUCCUGCUCUUAGGCAACGUGAUAUUGAUUGUUUUGGCAACCCACUUCAGCGAGGAGUUUACCCUACAGAUACAGGCUUCUUGGCAGGAACUAACAAAUGCUGUGGUUAAUGCUGUAGCCCACAAGGACCACUGA
Molecule: messenger RNA, 453 nt
Organism: Pongo pygmaeus (Bornean orangutan)
Lineage: Eukaryota; Metazoa; Chordata; Mammalia; Primates; Hominidae
Product: hemoglobin subunit epsilon-4-like
Biological process (GO): oxygen transport; hydrogen peroxide catabolic process
Cellular component (GO): blood microparticle; haptoglobin-hemoglobin complex; hemoglobin complex
Molecular function (GO): haptoglobin binding; organic acid binding; peroxidase activity
Source: RefSeq, a predicted model, not a curated record